UGCAAUCCUCAAAUUAUAGUCCAAUGGUACAAACUACAAGCUGUGAACGUACAACUCAUUGCUGCAGAACAUAAUCCAAACGCAAGUUAACCUAAUCGAGAAAACCUCACCACCGCCACCAUGGCUUCGAAGCUUCUAGCCACCACUCUUCGCCGCUCUUUUCCCAAACCCACAUCAGCCUCCGCUGCUGCCACUACCCUCCUCCACCGUCACCCUCUCUCUACCGCUGCUGCUGCAAUCGAGCCCGUCGAAGAGGACGCAAAUGGAUUAACAAUGAAGGGCGUCAAAAUCUCCGGUCGACCACUAUAUCUCGACAUGCAGGCCACUUCUCCGGUGGACCCUAGGGUUCUUGACGCUAUGCUUCCUUAUUACGUCUCACGAUAUGGAAAUCCCCAUUCGCGGACCCACCUCUAUGGGUGGGAAUCCGAGAAUGCCGUGGAAGCGGGCCGGGCUCAAAUCGCGGCCCUCAUUAACGCCUCCCCGAAGGAAAUUAUAUUCACCUCUGGCGCUACUGAGUCGAAUAAUAUCUCGAUUAAGGGCGUUAUGCAUUUUUAUAAAGAUAAAAAGCGCCAUGUUAUAACUACCCAGACUGAGCAUAAGUGCGUAUUGGAUUCCUGCCGGCAUUUGCAGCAGGAGGGGUUUGAUGUGACUUAUCUGCCGGUUAAGGCUGACGGGCUUAUAGACUUGGAAAACCUGAGGGAGUCUAUCCGGCCUGAUACGGGUUUGAUUUCGGUAAUGAUGGUGAAUAAUGAGAUUGGUGUGAUUCAGCAGAUGGAGGAAAUUGGGAAAAUCUGUAAAGAGUUUAAUGUUCCUUUGCAUACUGAUGCUGCUCAGGCUCUGGGGAAGAUUCCAGUUGAUGUGGAUAAAAUGAAUAUAAGCUUGAUGUCGUUGAGUGGGCAUAAAAUUUAUGGGCCAAAGGGAAUUGGAGCGUUGUACAUGAGACGGAGGCCGAGGAUUCGGGUGGAGCCCCAAAUGAAUGGGGGUGGACAAGAGAGGGGAAUAAGGAGUGGGACAGUUCCUACGCCUUUGGCUGUUGGAUUUGGGGCGGCAUGUGAGCUGGCGAUGAAGGAGAUGGAGUAUGAUGAUAAGAGAAUUAAGGCUUUACAGGAGCGGUUGUUUAACGGGAUUAGGGAGAAAAUUGAUGGGGUAGUAGUGAAUGGAAGCACAGAGAGGAGGUAUUCAGGGAAUCUGAACUUGUCGUUUGCGUAUGUUGAAGGUGAGAGCUUGUUGAUGGGGUUGAAGGAGGUGGCAGUGUCGAGCGGGAGUGCAUGCACGAGUGCGAGUUUGGAGCCAUCAUAUGUGUUGAGGGCUUUGGGAGUGGAGGAGGACAUGGCACAUACCUCGAUUAGGUAUGGAAUAGGGAGGUUCACCACCGAGGAGGAGAUUGAUCGAGCAGUGGAAUUGACUGUUAAGCAGGUUGAAAAGUUAAGGGAAAUGAGCCCGCUUUAUGAGAUGGUGAAGGAAGGAAUUGAUAUUAAAAGUAUCCAAUGGAGUCAGCACUGACUUGUUUGGGAUGAGUGGAUUUGUGCUUGACGGAAAAUUGAGAUAAGCGCAUUGAGUUCGGAGGUGCUUAUUUUGCAUAUGGAGUUUUUGCAGGACGCUAUCCAGGUUUUAUUCGAGACUACUCUGUACUUUCUUUUGUUUGACAUGUAGUUGCACUAUGGUUAAGUUUCGUCGAGUAGAUGGAUGCUUUUGAUGUUCAUUACAUUCCAAUAAUGUACCAUAUAUACAGUCUCUUGCAAUAAACUUGGAAUAUUUAUCUUUAUGAUAGUGGAAUGAUAUUGUAGUAUGAUUUUGUCUC
Molecule: messenger RNA, 1801 nt
Organism: Olea europaea var. sylvestris
Lineage: Eukaryota; Viridiplantae; Streptophyta; Magnoliopsida; Lamiales; Oleaceae
Product: cysteine desulfurase, mitochondrial
Exons: 1
Coding region: 121-1503 (460 amino acids)
Biological process (GO): [2Fe-2S] cluster assembly
Cellular component (GO): cytosol; mitochondrion
Molecular function (GO): cysteine desulfurase activity; pyridoxal phosphate binding
Source: RefSeq, a predicted model, not a curated record